UUGAUAGCUUCGCUACCGCAGCUGUUACGGCCGCUUCUGUCUGCCCAGCUGAGAAGAUGACUGUGGGGAGGCCUGCGGGAGCCUCUGGCGGCGCUCGGAACCUUCAGAUAUUUCCCCCCAAAUCCUCCUCAGACACAGAGGCAGAAGAGGAGCUGUCUGGGGAUGGGCUGGUUUUUCCCAGGGUUAGCAAACUUGAUGAGUUCCUCAGCCCAGAGGAGACAGAUUCUACUUCUCCUGCCUCAACUGGGAGCUUUCAUGAGACCCUGCAAGUACUAAAGCAGAAAGGCAAGUGGUGCCUGUUGGAAUCCCUUUAUCAGUCUGACCCAGACAGUGAUGAGAACCUCUCUGAAGAUGAUGAGGACCUGAAGAAUUUCUUCCAAGACAAAGGCAGGGGGAAGCCACAGGUCCAGUACCUCCCGUCUCUGAGGUGUGUCUCCACAAGGCGCUGCAGUUCCCUGAGCAACCUAGCCUCCGACGUUGCCAAGGUUCCAUCCCAGCCACCCUCAGCCUCCAGGCCUCCUUCCCAGCACAGAAGCAUCAGCUCCUGGGCGUCCUCCAUCACCGUUCCUCAGCCGUUCCGUAUGACACUGCGUGAGGCCCGGAAAAAGGCCCAGUGGCUGGCUUCACCUGCCUCCUUCGAGCGUGAGAGGCAGCAGGCCCAGAGGCAGGGCCAGGAGGAGGCAGAGUGCCACCGGCAGUUCCGGGCACAACCUGUGCCCGCGCAUGUCUACCUGCCCCUCUACCAGGAGAUCGUGGAGCGCAACGAGGCCCAAAGGCAGGCGCGGAUCCAGAAGAGGAAGGAAGUGCUCCUCUCGUCCUUCAAGCCCUUCAGCUUCCUGGAGAAGGAGCAGCAACAAAAAGAAGCCACUCACCAGAGGGAAUUGGCUGCCACUGCUAAGGCCAAGGUCUCCAAGCCGAAAGCCACCAGAAGGAUCCCCAAGUCCAUUCUGGAGCCAGCCCUCGGGGACAAACUCCAGGAAGCUGAACUCUUCAGGAAAAUCCGCAUCCAGAUGAGAGCCCUGGACAUGCUCCAGAUGGCCUCCUGCCCCAUUACCUCCUCCAGUCUCAGGGCUGACCCACGGCUUCGCACAGCCACCCGAACCCAGGAGGAAAAGCUUGGGUUUCUGCAGACUGACUUCGGAUUCCAGCCUCGGGUGAAUCCUGCUGUCCCUGACUAUGAAGGCAUUUACAAGGCCUUCCAGAGAAGAGCUGCCAAGAGAAGGGACAUCCGAGAGGUGACUCGCAACAAGCCCUUCCUGCUGAGAACUGCCAGCCUGCAUCGCACUCAGCGGCCCUGUGAUGCUGCAGCCUCUGGAAAGAGGGACUCUCCACAGCCACUGGCCACACCCCGGCCAAGGAGUCAUUCUCUGAGUGGCCUGGCUUCCCUCUCUGCCAACACCCUCCCUGUGCAUAUCACAGAUGCCACCAGGAAGAGGGAAUAUGCCGUCAGAAGUUCACUUGAAAAGAAGGACAGAGCAGAUGAGAGUACUCAGUGGCUGGAGAUGCACAAAAAGAAGUGUCAAGCAAUGUCUAAGUCCGUGGCCUUGCGUGCAAGAGCCAUGGAUCCCCAUAAAAGCCUGGAGGAGGUGUUCAAAGCAAAGCUGAAAGAAAACCGGAAUAAUGACCGUAAAAGAGCCAAAGAGUAUAAGAAAGAAUUGGAGGAAAUGAAGAAGAGAAUACAAAUGAGGCCCUAUCUCUUCGAACAAGUUACCAAGGACCUUGCCAGGAAAGAAGCAGAACAACGGUAUCAAGACACCCUAAAGCAGGCCGGGCUGGAUGAAGACUUUGUGAGGAACAAGGGUCAGGGCACCCCGGCUCUACCCAGGCGGGAGCAGUCAGAAGUCCAUGAUUAUCCCAGCACCCAUGAAACUACAAAACUCGGCAUCAGAAAUCCACAGCAGGAUUUAGAAGAAUCUCUAGAAUAGCCUACAAGCCCCAAGAAAGAACUGGAGGAGCUAUCUUAUGAAUUGCUAGGUAAUCUCAAAUCACUUAUUUAAUCAGUACACUUAAAAGUACUGCUUUUCAAUAUUCAGCAGCUAACUUGGGAUUGAAUCACGACAAAACUUGGGUUUUGAGUCAUGGCUACUCUUGGAGAAUGGGGGAAAGUAGCAGAUAACAGGAAAUGGUUCAAGUAAAUCAAAGAGAAGCAGCUCAGGGUGGGGGAUCAGAGCCGAGUUAAGGGUUCUUGCCUUGUGCCUCAUAAACUAUAGGUACUUUAAAAAAGUGCACAAGCCCAAAUGGCCUACAGGGACUAUUCAGGAAACAAAUGGGUCAGACGGGCUGGGUGUAAGAUAGUAGAAACUGGAGUCUCUGCUAGAAUAGUUCCAGAAUUGUCAGAUCAACUGCAUUUUCAACAGAAGCCAGAAAUAUGCAUGUUGGCAACUAAUUAAAAAUUACUUGAAAAUAUUAUAUGAGCAAAACAAAACACCUCAGGGAUGACAAUUUCAUAACUUCUAGUACAGGGUUUUUCAACCUCAGCACUACUGACUUUUUGGACAAGAUACGUCUUUGUUGGGUGUAGGGAGAGGGCGCUGUCCUGUACACUGUAGGAUGUUUAGCAGCAGUCCCUGCACUCUACUCACUAGAUGCUUGGUACACCUCUUCGCAGUUGUGACAACCAAAAAUGUCUCUAGGUAUUGCCAAUGUCCCUGGAGCGGGUUGGGGGUGGGGGCAAAAUGUCCCCAGUUGAGAACCACUGCUCUAGUAUAAAAGUAAGGCUACAGAAAGAACUGGCAUUUUAAGAAUACAAGUAAUUAACAUGAACUCAAUCUACAUAGCACAGGAUGACUAUAUAUGUCAUUAACAAAUCAAGAACUAUAAUGUAAUUACUUUAUUUAAAAAGCAGUUUUUCCCAGUUAUAUGUUUAGAAUGUGCCACUGUGUGUGUGUAAGCAUGAGGUUCAUUUUAAAUAAAUUUGAAAUUUCUCUGACA
Molecule: messenger RNA, 2931 nt
Organism: Hipposideros armiger (great roundleaf bat)
Lineage: Eukaryota; Metazoa; Chordata; Mammalia; Chiroptera; Hipposideridae
Gene: FAM161B
Product: FAM161 centrosomal protein B
Exons: 9
Coding region: 57-1925 (622 amino acids)
Biological process (GO): cilium organization
Cellular component (GO): cilium
Source: RefSeq, a predicted model, not a curated record